Molecule: messenger RNA, 933 nt
Organism: Acanthoscelides obtectus
Lineage: Eukaryota; Metazoa; Arthropoda; Insecta; Coleoptera; Chrysomelidae
Source: the annotation of a GenBank genome assembly
AUGCAUCAGGCACUAGCCAACAGAGAUAAGGGCAUUACCCCACUGAACCUAGCCAACCUAGCUCUCAAUCCAUCCGCGAUGGUGUCAUCACCCCCCGAACUGAUCGAGAAGUGGAAAUCCAAGCCACUACAUGGACGCUAUAGAACGCGAAUUGAAGACCAGGCAGUAGACACCAAAGCAUCCCAAGAGUGGCUAAAAGAAAGUAUUACGCCGCAAUGCCUUAAUACAACGUAUGCCCAAGUAACAGCCUCUGGGUCAGACAAUACUACGGCUAAGAAAUUCAUUCAGGAGCUCAUCCCAGAUAUUGCUCAGAUUAUAGACCAACAGAAAUGUCCUAAUACCGAAAUGUGUACUUGUGGUCAACCCAAUCACCCAGGAGAGCCGUGCAAUGAACAUAAGAAAUGUAUCAACUGUGAAGGACAGCAUGCUGCUGAUUCUAGAGAAUGUCCGCGGAUGAAGGAAGAAGUUGCCAUCCAAAGAGUGAGGACGCUAGAAAAAAUUAGUUAUCUGGAGGCAAAAAGGAAAGUAAUUAGCUCAUCUCCCCGGGUGUCAUACGCUCAAGUUACCGCUACCCCAAGUGCUACAGUUAAUAAACUUGUUGAAGAACUUCUUCCUCUGCUUUCAAAAACGAUAGAAACACAGAUUAAACAAACCUUUGAUAAAUUUGUAAAUAGACCAGUACGGACAUUGACACCUUUAAAUCUACCUCCUCCUAACCAAUACCUAUCGGAUACGUCUACUCAACCAUCUCUUUCAGAAAAGAGGAAACGUACUGUUAUCCAAAAGGAUAAUGCGGAUGAUCCCGCAGACGAUACUGACGAAAGCUUUCGUCACAAGCCAGCGGAACAUCCUCACUUGCUAAGAAAAAAAAGGGAUGGCCGAAGGGAAAACCCAGAAAGCCUCCAGAUGAUAAGACGAUUAGUUCCGAUGUAA